UUCACAUGCCACACUGACACUUCACGUCUCGCAUUCUGAGUUGCCAUAAUAUGUCUUCCCUUAUCAAUAUCAACUUGACUUAUCAACAUGGGCGCGUUUCUCUCGCAAGAAUCAGUUGAAGCUCAAUUCUCAGGCUUGCCUGUGGAGUUGAUAGGCAAUAUCAUCUCACUGUUGCCUCCAUGCGACGUCGCCAGCCUGAGGCUAAUGUCCAAAGCUUUUGCCGUUAUGGGCCGGCGAGGUCUCUUCAACGGCCGUCUCACUCUCCGAAUAUAUCGCGACGAUAUGCGCAGACUUACGGGUAUCGGGGGUUGUCCAUGGCUUGCGGCUUGUAUCCAGGAAAUCGAAAUCUUUGUAGCGGAGGUCGACUGCCAUCAUUUCGACUAUCAGCCCAGGGUAGAAAUAGACGAAGAUACUCUUGCCGAGCUGCAGUGUGUCUGGCGCUUCCUCGAAGUCAAUCGCUCUGGACUCUUUUGUCUUGAGGGUCUUCUCGCUACCGCUUUUCCGAGCUUCACGCAUGUGAAUUCCAUCGUCGUCACUUCCAGGAAGUUUCCCUUUGGCUUUAUCACGCAAAGCGACUCCCUCAGGCCCGCAUGGCGGCACAUCAUAGAAACCGCCGAGGACCCUUCUCAUCUCAACUCUCAUCGUCCUAGAUAUAAAGAAUCAACAGCUAGAUUUCCAAACCUUGUGCUAGCGGCUCGAGCCUACCUGCCACCCCUCACAAAGCUGGUUUUCGACCCUUUUCCGAUCGAGGCACUCAUUCGGCGCAAUCUCACGUCCAUGGAAGGCGCGAAAACAUCCAUGAUGACUGAGAUGAUCAAACUAUGCAACCGACUUCAGCAUUUACAGAUUGCCAUCGACGGGCACAGUGACGGCAGAUAUUACGACGGCCCAUCCAUUGGUCGAGCGAUGUCGAAAUUUCUCGGUUCUCUUUAUUACCUCCGUGCCUUGGAGCUAUCAUUCCCUCUGGCAAGAUUCACCACACCCGGUUACAUCGACCAUAUCUUUGGAAUCUACUUGCCUUGCCUGAGAACAUUCAAACUGGAAAAGAUCGGUGCUCCACCAGACGUCUUGCUCUCAUUCCUGAUCAGACACAAUGCUACACUUAGAGAACUACGUCUCUCUAGCACGGCUCUGUGUGUCCACACGGAAGAUUCGUUCAAAGAUUUCAUUACAGCGCUUCGAGAUUCUCUCAGACUAGAGAAUUUUGAAAUGUUCAAUUGGGACUCGAAAGAAGAGACGCUUUACGUGGAGGAACGAUGCCAAGAUCCAGGCGAAAUGUCCAGAAGGCUUGAGCAGUACGUAAAGGGCGAGGGGUCAUGGUGUUCGGGAGCUGAAUUGGCAUUUUCGAACGCAAGAAUUGUGCAAAACCCACUUGAAGGACACGAGACUCACGUACAAGUCAUCGAGCCGGAUCAAGAUUGAAGUAACCAAUUGAUAUCAAGUCAAGAUAGGAGCAACGAAAUCUAGGGCACUAUUAUUAUAUCAACAAGUUGCAACGUGAUUAUCUUUC
This is a messenger RNA of Hyaloscypha bicolor E, 1510 nucleotides long. RefSeq lists its product as uncharacterized. The transcript has a single exon. The record is from RefSeq and is a predicted model, not a curated record. The coding region runs from base 88 to 1422 and encodes 444 amino acids. Gene Ontology annotation, molecular function: protein binding. Lineage: Eukaryota; Fungi; Ascomycota; Leotiomycetes; Helotiales; Hyaloscyphaceae.